Magnolia sinica is the source of this 1527-nucleotide messenger RNA. Its product is annotated as methylthioribose kinase-like. NCBI's taxonomy places the organism in Eukaryota, Viridiplantae, Streptophyta, Magnoliopsida, Magnoliales, Magnoliaceae. The record is from RefSeq and is a predicted model, not a curated record. Gene Ontology annotation, molecular function: S-methyl-5-thioribose kinase activity. The transcript has 6 exons. Bases 90 to 1352 code for a protein of 420 amino acids.
CUCCCUCUUUUAUAGGUUCCCAUUGUCUGCCCUAACCAUUUCAAACGUUCCCCGCCCCCCCCCCACCCACCCUCUCUCUCUCUCUCUCCAUGGAGUCAUCUGAAUUCCGGCCUUUGGACGAGAAAUCCCUUGUCGAAUACAUAAAAUCCACUCCCUCUCUCUCUUCCCUCCUCGGAGACCGCCUCGAUGCCCUCACCAUCAAAGAAGUCGGCGACGGCAAUCUCAACUUGGUCUUCAUCGUCGUCUCCCCCGGAGGAGGUUCUUUCGUCGUCAAGCAGGCUCUUCCGUACGUCCGUUUGAUUGGAGAGUCAUGGCCGAUGACAAAGGAGCGUGCAUAUUUUGAGGCACUAGCUUUGAAAGAGCAUGGCCAUUUGUGUUCAGAUCAUGUUCCAGAAGUUUAUCACAUUGACCGGACUAUGUCUUUGAUUGCAAUGCGCUACUUAGAGCCUCCACAUAUUAUUCUGCGGAAAGGCUUGAUUGCUGGAAUUAUAUAUCCAUUGCUUGCAGCACAUAUGUCAGACUAUAUGGCAAAAACUCUUUUCUGCACAUCCCUUCUUUACCAUACCACUACAGACCACAAGAAGGCAGUUGCUAAAUUCUGUGGGAACGUGGAGUUAUGUAGGCUCACUGAGCAGGUUAUUUUCUCAGACCCGUAUAAGGUUUCUCAAUAUAACCGUUGGACUUCUCCUUAUCUUGACCGUGACGCUGAGGCAGUUCGUGAGGAUAAUGUUUUAAAGCUUGAAGUUGCUGAGUUGAAAUCCAUGUUCUGUGAGAGAGCCCAAGCCCUUAUACAUGGAGAUCUCCAUACUAGCUCUGUCAUGGUGACAGGCGAUUCUACUCAGGUUAUAGAUCCAGAAUUUGCUUUUUAUGGACCAAUGGGGUUUGACAUUGGAGCUUUUUUGGGGAACUUGAUUUUGGCUUACUUUGCACAAGAUGGACAUGCUAAUGAAAGUAGCGACAGAGAACUAUAUAAAAAGUGGAUCUUGAGGACAAUAGAAGACACAUGGAACCUUUUUGAGAAGAAGUUUACUUCACUUUGGAACGAUAACAGGGAUGGGAAUGGGGAGGCAUAUCUUGCGGCCAUAUAUAACAACACCGAGCUGCAGCUGCUUGUACAGAAGAAGUACAUGAAAGAUUUGUUCCAUGACACUCUUGGAUUUGGUGCUGCCAAGAUGAUAAGGAGAAUAGUGGGUGUAGCUCAUGUUGAGGAUUUUGAGUCCAUUCAAGAUGCCAGCAAACGAGCGUAUUGUGAGCACCGAGCUCUUGAGUUUGCAAAGAGGCUUCUAAAGGAAAGGCGUGGAUUCCAGUACAUCAAUCAAGUUGUUUCGGUCAUUCUGGAAAUGCCAUCAUGAUUAAUAUAUCUUAGUUGAUUGGAUUUGCUUUGGUUCAGUUUUCGUUCUGCGUUUGGGUUUUAUUCGGGGUUUGCACUACCCCAUUCCAGUCAAUAUCUAUAGAACAUGUAACCUUGUUUUACAUAGAACCAUAGAUAUUUUAAUCCAUAGUUUUCUCAUCAGAAAUUGGAACCCA